AGCUGACCUCACAGGGAAUAUUUGUUAACGAAACUAUCCAGCACAGCCAUGUCUCAUAUCAGUGAUCAAUUUAUUGCUCGAUUACAGUGUUUAUGACAGCUUGUAAAGCAUGUGCUGAAGUCUUAUUAAUUCUUAAACAUUCUACAAUAGUUGUAUCAUUGAAUCCGAGUCUACUGAAUAGGGUUCGACACCAUGCUACCCACAGUGACUGCUGUGGUUAGGUUUACUCAGUACAAUGGCAGUAUUUCACCUACACCAUUGGACAACACAUCAACAUUCCCAACUUGGCCACCUACUGAAGACAACAUCACCAAGCCUCACAAAUGUCUACAAGUUCUGUACGAGGACAUUGGAGACUCCAGGGUACGAUUCUGGGACAUUUUACUGCUAGUGCCUAAUGUGGCCUUCUUUGUAUUCCUGAUGUGGAAGCUGCCCUCAGCCAGGGCAAAGAUUCGACUCACCUCCAGCCCUAUCUUCGUCACCUUUUACUUGCUGGUGUUUGUUGUAGCGGCGGUUGGAAUCACCCGGGCCGUAGUGUCAAUGACUGUCAGUGCAUCCAGUGCUGCCACCAUCAUAGACAAAGUGCUGUGGGAAAUCACCCGAUUUUUCUUGCUGGCUAUUGAGCUCAGUGUCGUCAUCUUGGGAUUGGCUUUUGGUCACCUGGAGAGCAAGUCCAGUAUAAAGCGAGUGCUGGCUAUCACUGCAGUGCUGGCUCUGGGCUACUCCAUUACACAGGGCACACUAGAGAUCCUGUAUCCAGACAGUCACCUGUCUGCUGAGGACUUCAACAUCUACGGUCACGGAGGACGGCACUUCUGGUUGGCCAGCUCCUGCUUCUUCUUCCUGGUGUACUCUUUGAUUGUGAUCUUGCCUAAAACUCCAGUGAGGGAGAGGAUAUCUCUUCCAUCUAAGAGGAGUUUCUAUGUAUAUGCUGCCAUCCUGUCCUUACUGAACCUCGUCCAGGGCCUGGGCAGUGCUCUGCUAUGUGCUGGAAUCAUAGAGGGACUGUGCUGUGUGGAUGUCACCACCUUCCUGUACUUCUCCGCCUUCGCUCCGCUCAUUUAUGUCACAUUCCUCAAGGGCUUCUUUGGUUCAGAGCCCAAGAUCCUGUUCUCCUACAAGUCACAGGUGGACGAGCCGGAUGAAAGUGACGUCCACCUUCCCCCAACCGUCGCUACAACCCUUGGCCGCAAGGAGCUGACUGACCAAGGCCUGUUUUACUCCUCCACCCAGAUUGAUGGCUCUGGUCCCGGCAGCUCUCGUAUGGUGGGAGCAUACCUGGAUGACGUUGCCUCCGGACCCUAUGGGUCCAGCAGCAUUAACAGCAUUGAAGCUGAGCGUUGGAGACCUGUCAUUGCUUGAAUGAACGAAGAGGAGAAUGGGAGAAGCGAGGGGGUUUUACAGCUGGACUUAAAUGUUAUGCGUAUGUAGUGUGUAAUGCAGGGUGGCGAUCAGAGGAGUUGGCCAAAAAAAAUGCAGAUCAAAGUAGCUGGACGCCAAGAACAAGAAAUCUUGGUCUCGCUUUGAUGCCAGGAUAAGUUAACAAGUGGACACUAAAGGAGAGACCUUUGCUAGCCAAUUACCUGGAGGACUGUGAACUUAGCAAACGCUUUUUGUAACACUGUCGCCUCAGUGCACUGCUGCUGUAGCUCCACAGUAGGAGCACUGUCCCUGAUUGUGGCCCCGACAGACUCCGUAUUGAUUCUGUUUAACAGGCUCUUAAAUGUGGGAGCUUACUGACUCGUCUCCGCGCAUUUUCUGUCAUUCCAGCAUCAUGCAUCAACUGCUCAGUCCUCAGUAAUGAAGUCUAAACCCCAAACAAGUACAUAAGUCUUUAAGAUGUAACAUUCUUUUGACGGCAACUCGACAUCUGUACAUUCCCACUAAAAGCUCUGCAUAACAACAUCUCAACUGACUUUAUCACUGUCAUGCUGACUAAUCAUUUUUUACUGAAUCACCGUGCCUAUCUACACAGGGCAAGGACUAAUUCAUUUUGAUAGGCGUACUUUGUCCUCUCAAAUAUUCACCAUCCCCUCAGUGAACAAGCAAAAGGUGUUAGUGUGUUGAGUGUAACUGCAAUAGGAUAAAGACAUUGUCAACUCCUAAAUACAGGAAUUGUAUUCAAGCUAAAGAUCACAAACCAUCUGUGACACUCAGAUUGUGUCUCACAUCACAUUUGCUACCAGCCAUUUAUCCCCUCCAUUAUUUAUUUGGGGCUUUUGCUUAUAUUUGUUAAACCAGAUUAACCAUUCCUGCUGCUGAAAGCACAUUUGUUAGCUCCAUAGUCAUUAAGGAUGUGCUAUUACCUGUCUGAUUUGAACAAAAAAUGUGCAGAAACUCUUAGUGUGUAUUCCAGAUUAGACAUGCCCUCAUUCCAUAUCAGCAUAGUUUAGCUCUGCUUGCUGCUGAUUUAUUUUUCUGCCAAUAUUUUCCCGUGUUCUGUUUUGUUUUUUUUUCCCAGAAAUGUUAUUAGACGUGUUCAAAUUAGACCACAAACAAUAUUGCUCAAUUUAAUGGCAUCAAAUCAUGGUCUUGAUAGAGUUUAUUUAUAUAAAUUAUCCUUUUAAUUCCCCCUGAGCAAGACUCAGGCAACUGGUAUGUCAAAGUUGGUAACUUUAAGGCAGUGUCAAUGAGAACAUUUUCCACUCUGAUCAUCAUUAAGCAUGGGUUUUGUGGCAUCUUGGUUCAUCUUGUGAAAUCAGUUCUUGUCAUACCAUUGGUAUUACUGCAGUAUCGUACUUCAGUCUCUUAAAACCACCUCAUGUUUCCCCUUGAAAAUGCUAUAUGUAUGGUAUAAAUGGAUUACUGUAUUUAAGCUAGCAGUAUUCAAAGAUAGUGGCGACCUGGAUGCAGAAAAUAUAGAUACAUUUAUUUUUUCAUCAUCUAAAAGCAACAAGGCAGUACAGCAGGUGUGUAUUUCCAAGAAAUUACAGUAUUUGCCUGACUCUUAGAAAUAUUAUAUAUUCAAAUUUCAGUGCUGGUGAUAGUGUAACUUGGAGUUAGAAUAGUGAUUGGGAAAUCAGUGUGCUGAUCCAUGACAUGAGUUCACCAGGUCCUCUCUUGCUCGAUGGACAAGAUUUUUGAUGUUGAAAUCAUUUUGCAAAUGAUCUGUAAAUUGCCUUUUUAUUUAAGUGCAUUGAUUGUAUAAUAUGCAGCCCAUAUUAAUGCAAUGUAUUGAGCAUUCCGUGACCUACAGAAUAAACCAUGGACUCUGA
Molecule: messenger RNA, 3215 nt
Organism: Epinephelus fuscoguttatus (brown-marbled grouper)
Lineage: Eukaryota; Metazoa; Chordata; Actinopteri; Perciformes; Serranidae
Gene: tpra1
Product: transmembrane protein, adipocyte asscociated 1
Exons: 11
Coding region: 193-1362 (389 amino acids)
Biological process (GO): G protein-coupled receptor signaling pathway
Cellular component (GO): plasma membrane
Molecular function (GO): G protein-coupled receptor activity
Source: RefSeq, a predicted model, not a curated record